CCAUUUGACUCUCUCCAAAACAGAACUAUUAGCAAUAUGGCUUAAGGUCACAUUUGGUAUUCUUUCCUUGCCUUGAAUCAUAAAUCUCAUUGCAAAGCGACAUGCUGCUGAGGUUAUUCAACAAACACCUAGAGCUCACCGACUGCCCAGGAUGUGUAGUUACAGCUACAACUACACCUUUUGCACUAAAACAUCACUCAGAAACUUGUACAAAAGGCAGAUUAUUGAGUAUCUCCCACAAAUUCUUAUUUGGUUUAUUGGCAAUGGAACCCGAGAACCUACUUUUUUUUAUACAAACAUCCUAGUUGAUUGGAUGGAGGAAUUUCUUAGCUUGUGUUUGAAAAGCACUGCAUAGCAGAUCACUGACACUAAAUGACAGCUUUUAAAGAUUAGUUACUCGAUUCUUAGUCUUUAGCUCUCUAAACCUUACAAAGCUUAUAAAACAAUCUGCCAACAUCCCACUUGCUUUAGGAGUAUGGAAGAUGCCCAACAGAUUUGAUUUGUUGACUUGGUUUUUCUUUGUCUCAUUUAAAAUGGUCAUGCUUUCUUCUCAACAAUCAGAACACGAGUCCCCCUGCCAGAUGGACAAUCUCACGGAUGUGGCAGAAUUCCUGCUCAUGGGCUUUUCUGAAGUCUGGGCCCUACAGAUUCUGCACGCGGGGCUGUUUCUGCUGCUUUAUCUGGCAGCACUGGUGGGGAACCUACUCAUUGUGACAGUCAUCACGCUGGAUCACUAUCUGCACACGCCCAUGUACUUCUUCCUGAAGAACCUCUCCUUUCUGGAUUUGUGCUACAUCUCAGUCACCGUGCCCAAGUCUGUCCACAGCUCCCUGACGCAUAGCAGCUCCAUCUCUUAUCUUGGCUGCAUGGCUCAAGUCUAUUUUUUCUUUGCCUUUGCCUCUGCUGAGCUGGCCUUUCUCACUGUCAUGUCCUAUGACCGCUACCUUGCCAUUUGCCGCCCCCUCCAGUAUGGAGCUGUGAUGACGGCAGGGAAAUGCUGCCAGAUGGCAGCGACUGCCUGGCUCAGCUGCUUUUCCUAUGCAGCAGUGCACACUGGAAACAUGUUUCAGGAGCCUAUUUCCAGAUCCAACAGCAUCCACCAGUUCUUCUGUGACAUCCCCCACGUGCUGGCCCUGGUGUCCUGUGAGGUUUUCUUUGCAGAGUUUGUUGCACUAGCUCUCAGCUCGUGCUUGGUGAUGGGCUGCUUUGGUCUCAUGAUCACCUCUUACUUCCACAUCUUCUCCACGGUGCUCAGAAUCCCUUCAGGAGAGGGUCGAGCAAAAGCCUUCUCCACUUGCUCCCCACAGCUGGCUGUCACCGUGCUCUUCCUCAGCACCGGGCUCUUUGCUGCCUUAGGGCCAGUUGCCAAAUCUUCAUCCUUUCAAGACCUGGGAAUUGCUCUGGCAUACACAGUUCUGCCUCCUGUUCUGAAUCCCAUCAUAUACAGUUUCAGAAAUAAGGAGAUAAAAACAGCACUGUGGCGGCAAUUUUGGAAGAUACACCCUCUGCCAUAGUAGGACUUCUGGUCUUUGCUGUAGAAGGUUUAUGAUAAAAGACGUAACGAGCCUAAAUACAUGAUGACAAAUGAUGAAAAAGCUGCUGAUUCCAAUUUGGAAAAUUGCUAAAUUAACAGAAAAUCAUCCAUUUUAUUCUGAAUUUCCAAUGUAAAAGAA
Messenger RNA from Oryctolagus cuniculus (rabbit), 1673 nucleotides. The record is from RefSeq and is a predicted model, not a curated record. Lineage: Eukaryota; Metazoa; Chordata; Mammalia; Lagomorpha; Leporidae.